AUGCUCCUCGCCGCUACCCGACGCAUCACAUCGCACUCUGUUCGACGCUCCGUACCAGACAUGCUAGCAACCUCAACCAGGCCGGCCGUCGCAGGGCCAAACGGAAAGGCGACAUACCACACUGUCACUGCGCUCAAAAGGUGGUCAUGCGACGACAAAGAGCUGCCUGCCGUAUCCGAGGUCAAGGCAAUUCACAUCUAUGACUUCGACAACACCUUAUUCGCAAGCCCUCUACCCAACAAGCAGCUAUGGAACAGCGCGACGAUCGGUCAGCUGGGCUCGCCCGACAUAUUCCUCAACGGAGGCUGGUGGCACGACUCGGGCAUUCUGGCAGCGACCGGCGAAGGUAUUGAGAAGGAGGAACCACGCGCAUGGCAAGGCUGGUGGAACGAACAAAUCGUCGAGCUCGUCGAAUCUUCCAUGGCCCAGAAGGAUGCGCUUAGUGUGCUUCUGACUGGCAGAGGAGAAUCCGACUUUGGCGACCUCGUCAAGCGCAUGGUUCGCAGCAAGCGAUUAGACUUCGACAUGGUCUGUCUGAAGCCCGCGAUAGGACCUGCAGGCCAGAAGUUCAGGAAUACCAUGGACUUCAAGCAAGAGCUGCUCAAGGACAUCGUCUACACAUACAAGGACGCGGAGAAGCUGAACAUCUACGAGGACCGCGUGAAGCAUACCAAGGCCUUCCGCGACUUCUUCUUCCAGUUCAACGAGGACCUGCUCAGGGCGCAAAACCAGGCGUCACGCCGACCCAUCACUACUGAAGUCAUACAGGUCCCAGAGAAUGCCACACAACUCGAUCCCGUGGCCGAAAUCGCCGAAAUACAGAAGCUGAUCAACGCGCACAACAUACAAGUCAAGUCGGGCAGCGCCCCGCCUGGCACGCCGCCUUAUCAGAUCAAGAAGACCGUCUUCUACACCGGCUACAUGAUUCCCUCCGACGUGACCGAGAAGUUGACCUCCCUCGUCUCCUUACCUCAGGGCGCUCCGAGAGACGACAUUCGAUAUCUUGCGAACAGCAUACUCAUCACACCGAAACCGUGCCCGAAGAGCAUACUGGACAAGGUUGGCGGUAUAGGUGCCAGGGUCAGGUGGAAGGUGACAGCCAUCUCCUGCUUUGAGAACAAGCUCUGGGCUGCGAGGGUGGAAGCCGUACCUAAGGGAACAAAGUUCUACAGUGAGAACCCUGUACCGACGGUAGUUCUGGCUAUUCGCAAGAAUGGCCGGCCAGCAGAUGCUGCGCGUAUCGUGAACUGGCAUCCCGUACCUCAGGACCAGGCAUUCGAGUUUGAUAGCGUUGUAGGCGAGAAGCAGAUGUUGCGUAUCGAGGAAGAGACAGCGAACGAGAGCGAGUAUGAGAGUUACUUUCCCAACAAAGCUCACCGCAAGGAGGACCAGAAUGGUCGCAACGACAAUUACCGGCCAAACCACGGCCGAGGAGGCAGGGACAGAGACGACCGGCAAGGCGGUUACCGUGGUGGCAACCGAGAUCGCGGUCGUGGUAACAACAGAAACAACAACUAUGGAUCAAGAGGAGGUGCUCGCGGCGGCUACCGGGGAGAUCGUGGUGGAGGUGGUGGUGGUGGCGGCGGCGGCGGCGGCGGCGGCGGCGGUCGGGGACGUGGCCGGGGUGGAGGUGGGCAGUAUCGAAGUUUGGAUGAUGUCGACAACGGCUAUGGGAACCGAAGCCAUGACAACAACCCAGAUGCUUUCUACUGA
Alternaria arbusti is the source of this 1713-nucleotide messenger RNA. RefSeq lists its product as uncharacterized. Lineage: Eukaryota; Fungi; Ascomycota; Dothideomycetes; Pleosporales; Pleosporaceae. The coding region runs from base 1 to 1713 and encodes 570 amino acids. The transcript has 2 exons. Gene Ontology annotation, molecular function: rRNA methyltransferase activity; histone H2AQ104 methyltransferase activity; RNA binding. The record is from RefSeq and is a predicted model, not a curated record. Gene Ontology annotation, biological process: box C/D sno(s)RNA 3'-end processing; rRNA methylation. Gene Ontology annotation, cellular component: small-subunit processome; box C/D methylation guide snoRNP complex.